GUGAAGUAGCGCCCAGAGUCAGAAUCUAGUGCUGGCCAUCGACUCGAUCUCCACUCGUAAAAGUGGAUCCGAGUGACGUCCGCACACUAGCAGACCGGCUCUGGAGACACACCCCAGCACUUGCCGCACACCCUCAGACUACGCCCAUACCUCAAUGUAUGGACGCCUCAUUGGGCGCUUACAAAUACACCUACAGAUCAAAAUGGACCAUGUGUACUCUACCCUGGCAACCCGACUUCAUGUCCCGAACUAAAUAUGUACCCUAUAACAGCACAUCACCAGCACAACCCACCAAUGACCCCAGCACUUGUCAUUGUACCGGCUGUCAUUGCCUCAGCAGGUGCGGAUUACCUUUGUAUCGAGCCCGAUACACUGACCAGCCAGGCACAAAUGUGCAGACUCAAGUACUCCAAAGUAACUGGUCAGCAACGCACCGCAGGUGACCCAAGACUUACAAACUGCUCGCGUAUCACCUGCAAACCCUACCCGGUGACCCCAGCAAGUACAAACUUACCGGUUGUCACGCCCCACCUGGUGCGGAUUACAUUCUGACUAGUCAUGCACCACUGUGCAACUCGAGUACUUCAAGACUAAUCAGCAACGCAUCACAGGUAUCCCCCAACUGUACAACAACUGUUUACUUCAUUUCAAAUAAACCCGGUGACCCUAGCUGAUAAUUGUGCUAUUAGAUCACACUCCAUCUGUGCGAAUUACCUACGUAUCAUUGACGCAAUCUAACUAGUGCCAACGAUACACUGACCAGACUUGCACAACCGUGCAAACUCGAGUACUUUUAAAUUUGUCUGGCCAGCAACGCACCGGAGACGCUCUAUUAUAAACCGUGCAAAAAAAGCACAGAAGGAGCAUCCCCAAACCCCACCACGUCCCAAGUGCUUUCACACUAAAGGGACAUCUCAUAAUUCUCCGCUAGAUGACCCAAGUGCCAAAGCACUAGUGUGUCACCUACUAAUUCCACUUCCCAACAAAAUCUUCAACCCUGAAACUCCCUUGUUUUGUCACCCUAUUUCUGCAACCACUUCCACAUUCUGUAUCCUUGUUUAUUUUUUAUCUUUUCCAUUUUCCGUUCCAAUUCUCCCUCCACCAUCACAUAUUUAUAAAUUAAUUUGGCUAAUGUUAAGCCUUUUCCUUUAGAUUAUAAUCACUUGUGUGUCUUCAUUGUUUUGCUUCCUUUGCUUCUUCUUAUACUUACUUUUUUUCUGCUACCAAUUUCUGUCUCAGUCCUCUAAAUUGAGGUUAUUUAAUAACAUCCAGAUAAGUAUUCAACCUGAUUCCCCAGAUGUAACUUCAUUCAUUGAUUUAACCCCCAGGAGUGAGUGACAAUUGCUAAGAAUGUAUUCACUCAUUAUUCAUUCUUGUAAUUCUUGAUAUCUUUUAGUUUUUAUUUUUUUCUUG
Messenger RNA from [Candida] anglica, 1413 nucleotides. NCBI's taxonomy places the organism in Eukaryota, Fungi, Ascomycota, Pichiomycetes, Serinales, Debaryomycetaceae. The record is from the annotation of a GenBank genome assembly.